Messenger RNA from Rubroshorea leprosula, 1987 nucleotides. The record is from the annotation of a GenBank genome assembly. NCBI's taxonomy places the organism in Eukaryota, Viridiplantae, Streptophyta, Magnoliopsida, Malvales, Dipterocarpaceae.
CAGUCCUUGUAUUGGAGACUGGAAACACACCCUCUCACACAUCUCUAUCUCUCUUCCAAAUUCUUCCAAUAUUUUUUAAAAUUCCAAGCUUCAUUUCCUCACUCCCCCAGUAUUUAUAUCCCCACACCCACAUGGGCAAAACUUUAAGAAAACUCAACCCCAUUUGUUUUGAGUUUCUCCAUUCAGCCUAAUUCUUGGAAGUUCAGGGUGUCAGAUUCAGAAACAUAGAAAAUCAAGAAAUUAGAAACUCUUUGUGAAGAAGAAGCAAAAUUUCAUCUUUCUUUAGCUCAAUAGCUUUGGGAAUGGCGAGGGAAUGAGCUGAAAUUUCUUAGAAUUGCUAUCUUGAGUUGGAUGGAUUUUGUGGGAGCUGUGCUUCAAAGGGCAAAAACUAGGAAAACUAAAUGCUGUUGUUGUUUUGAUUACAGAAGAAGACAACACCAAUGCACACAAACAGAAACACAAGGAAAUCUCUCAACCAUGGAUUCUAGCUUCUCCAAAACCUCCCCAAUCAUUCCCAUUUUUGUAUUCUUUCUUCUCGUUUCUUCUUCCAUUUGUCCUGUCCUUUCGUCGGAAUCAAGCAACCUCCAUGCCACCAAUCAAACUUUCCAACCGAAAGAAGAAUUACAGAAGUUAAAGAUAAUAAGAGAACAUCUCAAGAAGAUCAACAAGCCCGCUGUUAAGACAAUUCAGAGUCCUGAUGGAGACAUUAUAGACUGCGUAUUAUCUCAUCAGCAACCAGCUUUCGAUCAUCCUAAAUUAAAAGGACGGAAACCAUUGGAUCCACCUGUGAGACCAAGAGGACAUAAUCUGAAUAACAUGGUGGCCGUAGAUUUCCAAUUAUGGAGCUUCUCCGGCGAAUCAUGUCCGGAGGGAACAAUUCCAAUCAGAAGAACAACAGAAAAGGAUAUGUUACGAGCGAGUUCUUCAACAAGAUUUGGAAGAAAAGCAGGAAGACAUGUUAGAAAAGAUUCAACUAGCAGUGAUCAUGAGCAUGCAGUUGGGUAUGUUAAUGGACAACAAUAUUAUGGAGCAAAAGCUAGCAUGAAUGUGUGGUCACCCAUGGUUGCAAAUCAAUAUGAAUUCAGCCUAUCACAAAUGUGGAUCAUCUCUGGUACAUUUGGGGAUGACCUUAACACCAUUGAAGCUGGCUGGCAGGUUAGCCCAGAGCUGUAUGGGGACAACUAUCCUAGGUUCUUUACAUAUUGGACAUCGGAUGCGUACCAGGCCACAGGAUGCUAUAAUUUGUUGUGUUCAGGCUUCGUUCAGACCAACAAUGGGAUUGCAAUUGGAGCAGCAAUAUCUCCAACAUCAUCAUACAAUGGGGGACAAUUUGAUAUCAGCUUACUUGUUUGGAAGGAUCCAAAGCAUGGAAAUUGGUGGCUGGAAUUCGGAUCCGGGAAUCUAGUUGGGUACUGGCCAUCAUUUCUGUUUACCCACCUUAGGGAUCAUGCAAGUAUGGUUCAAUUUGGGGGAGAAAUUGUAAAUUCAAGAGAAGGAGGCUUUCACACUUCAACCCAAAUGGGAAGUGGGCAUUUUGCAGAAGAGGGUUUUGGAAAGGCCUCCUAUUUUCGGAAUUUGCAAGUUGUUGAUUGGGAUAAUAACUUGAUACCCCCCUCAAAUUUACAAGUCUUGGCAGAUAAUCCCAAUUGUUAUGAUAUACAAGGAGGAAUUAACAGAGUUUGGGGGAAUUAUUUUUACUAUGGAGGUCCUGGAAGAAACGUCAAGUGUCCCUAAAGGGAAAGGUAUAGAGUCUAAGGUUUUCAUUUUUCACAUUUUGGUCCCUUAUAAGUUAAUAUAUAGUUUUUUUUUCCCCUAAUGGUUGGGUGAUUUGGGUUAAGAAAGUUUGGGGUAUUCUUAGAAUUACUUUACCUGUUAACCCAUUUUUUUUCCUUUUUAUAAAUGUCAUUUCGACUAACAGUUGAUCCAUUGAUCACACUACCUUUAGGGGCUUAUGUAAAUGUUGGGGGAAAAAAAGAACGAUGAAAUU